Messenger RNA from Ostreococcus lucimarinus CCE9901, 2304 nucleotides. RefSeq lists its product with no specific name. The coding region runs from base 1 to 2304 and encodes 767 amino acids. NCBI's taxonomy places the organism in Eukaryota, Viridiplantae, Chlorophyta, Mamiellophyceae, Mamiellales, Bathycoccaceae. The record is from RefSeq and is a predicted model, not a curated record. Gene Ontology annotation, biological process: mRNA 3'-end processing by stem-loop binding and cleavage. Gene Ontology annotation, molecular function: RNA binding; RNA endonuclease activity; 5'-3' exonuclease activity. Gene Ontology annotation, cellular component: mRNA cleavage and polyadenylation specificity factor complex. The transcript has a single exon.
AUGCCCGACGACGACGCGCACGCCGGUGACUUGCUGGAGAUCAUCCCGCUCGGCGCCGGGAGCGAAGUCGGUCGAAGUUGCGUGAUCGCGCGCUACAAACAAAAGACGCUCAUGUUCGACUGCGGCAUCCAUCCCGGCUACGCCGGCCUCGCGUCGCUGCCGUACUUUGAUGAGAUCGAUCUCGCCGACGUCGACGCGCUGUUCGUGACGCACUUUCAUCUCGAUCACUGCGCCGCGGUGCCGUUUUUGUGCGGAAGGACGGAUUUCAAUGGACGAAUCUUCAUGACGCACCCGACGAAGGCGAUAUAUCACAUGCUCAUGCAAGAUUUCUGUCGAUUGCUGAAGAAUCAAGAGCCGAGCGAACAGUUGUUCGGAGAGAAGGACCUGGAGGCGUCGAUGAAGAAGAUUGAGGUGAUUGAUUUUCAUCAAGAGGUGGACGUGGACGGGGUCAAGGUGACGCCGUAUCGAGCGGGGCACGUGCUGGGGGCGUGCAUGUUUAACGUCGAUAUUGGGGGGUUGCGCGUGCUGUAUACGGGAGAUUACUCCAGAAUCGCGGAUAGACACCUGCCCGCGGCGGACGUCCCGGCGAUUCCGCCGCACGUGGUGAUCGUGGAGUCGACGUACGGGGUGUCGCCGCACUCGCCGCGGGAGGAGCGGGAGAUUCGGUUUACGGAGAAAGUGCAGACGAUUUUGCGUCGGGGAGGGCGAGUUUUGCUUCCCGUCGUCGCGCUCGGUCGCGCGCAAGAGUUGUUGCUGAUUUUAGAGGACUUUUGGGCGCAAAAUCCGGAUUUGCAGCGUGUGCCAAUUUAUCAAGCGUCGGCGCUUGCGCGCAAAGCGAUGACGAUUUACCAAACGUACAUCAACGUGUUGAACUCGGACAUGAAGGCGGCGUUCGAGGAGGCGAAUCCGUUCGUGUUCAAUCAUGUUAAGCACGUCAGCAAAUCGAGUGAGUUGGACGACGUCGGUCCGUGCGUCGUUCUCGCGACGCCGUCGAUGUUGCAAAGCGGUUUGUCUCGCGAACUCUUCGAGUCGUGGUGCGAAGAUCCGAAGAAUGGUGUAAUCAUCGCCGAUUUCGCCGUACAAGGCACUUUGGCGCGCGAAAUUUUGAGUGAUGUUAACAAAAUCAUCGCACGAGACGGACGAGAGUUGCAGCUCAACAUGUCUGUCGAUGCCAUUUCGUUUAGCGCGCACGCGGAUUACCCGCAGACUCAGGCGUUUUUGGACGCCUUGGCGCCGCCGCACGUCAUUCUGGUCCACGGCGAAGCGGGGGAGAUGGGUCGAUUGAAGCGCGCGUUGGACAACAAGGCGGCGGCGGAUGAUAAAAAGAUGAGCGUCUACACGCCCAAGAACUGCCAACCGGUCGAGAUCAUUCACAAAGGCGAGCGCAUCGCCAAAAUCACCGGUUUGUUAGCCGAGCAAGAAAUCGAAGAGGGCGACCACGUCGCCGGAGUGCUGGUUCAAAAAGAUUUCGGCACCAUGCUCAUCGCCCCGGAAGACGUGAACAACUACACCAAGCUACGAACGUCUUUAGUGACGCAGCGUCAGCUUGUGCCGAGUAAGAUCCCGAUCAGCACGCUGCGGUUCGCACUCGAAGCUCUUUUCGAAGGCUUGCACGUCGUCUCCACGCUCGCGCCAGAGGAGGACGAAGAAGAGGAGGAAGACGCAGAGGAGGAGGCAAAUAAGCCGGCCGCGAAGAAGAAAGCGGCGCCGAAGAAGAAGGCAACGACGAGUCGCGCGAAGAAAGCGAAGACAGAACCGUCUGAAGUUGAAGCGCGCGAGGGCGAAGACAAGUUUGACGUCGACAAGGCGGAUGGUUUGUCCAUCAACGACGGCAUGGUGACGAUACGCAAGCGCUUCGCGGACGAAAUCACCGGCGUCGAACAUGUCGUCAUCGAAUGGAAUAGCGAUCCUUUGACGGACAUGAUCGUCGACGCGACGCUGAGCGCAAUCUUACAGCUCGAAAGUGAACCAGAAGCAUUAAAGGAAGCCGAGGCUGGAUUACGCGACGCCAUCAAGAAGAAGGACGAGACUUCCGCGGAGAAGUGGCGCCUGCGCGUCGUCGCAGCCAUGCUCUCCGCUCAGUUCGGCGAGCUCAAGGUGAAUGAGAAAAAAGCAACGUUGAGUCUGAACAUCGACGGUAUCGAUGCCGUGCUUGAGUACCGCACGCGUACGGUUUUGUGUGAUAACGACGCGUUGAAACAACGCGUGGAGACGACGGUUUCGCGAAUCGAUGAAGCCAUCGGCGACGCGGCGUACGCGCACGCGGUACACUCGCUGUCGGCUUCGAGCACCAAGUUUGCGUGA